Messenger RNA from Erigeron canadensis, 809 nucleotides. Its product is annotated as universal stress protein PHOS32. Bases 141 to 638 code for a protein of 165 amino acids. NCBI's taxonomy places the organism in Eukaryota, Viridiplantae, Streptophyta, Magnoliopsida, Asterales, Asteraceae. The record is from RefSeq and is a predicted model, not a curated record. The transcript has 4 exons.
GUUAAAACCAAACAUAUCUCACUUUAUUAUAUAUCAAUUUUUUUUGUAACAAAAUCCAUUAUCAAUCACAUAUAGAUCUUUUUUUUUUCUUGUUAGAAAAAUAUAUAUCAUCUUACUAGUUGUGUAAUUACUAAUUAAAGAUGGUGAAAGAUAGAAAAGUUGGCAUAGCUAUGGAUUUCUCAAAUAGUAGUAAGGCAGCUUUACAAUGGGCUAUUGAUAACUUGGCUGAUCACGGUGAUACUUUUUAUUUAAUUCAUGUCAAGACUCAUCCUGGCAAUGAAGCCAAGAAUCAACUCUGGGAAUCCACUGGUUCUCCGUUGAUUCCAUUGGUUGAGUUUCGUGAGCCAGAAGUGAUGAAAAAAUAUGAUGUCAAGAUGGAUAUUGAAGUUUUGGACAUGCUUGAUACGGUUACUAGACAAAAAGAGAUCCAUGUGGUUGCAAAGUUGUAUUGGGGAGAUGCAAGAGAGAAAUUGGUUGAAGCAAUUGAUGAUCUGAAAUUGGAUUCUUUGGUUAUGGGUAGUAGAGGACUUAGCACUCUCAAGAGGAUAAUAAUGGGAAGUGUCACAAGUUAUGUGAUGACAGCUGCACCUUGUGCUGUUACAAUUGUGAAGGACCCAGAAACAUUUCACAAGGCCUAAAUGAUAAUGUCUUUAUUAUAUUAUUCCCUAUGUUUUGUUCUUUUCUUUUCUUAUCUCAUUUGUUUGUUUUCCUACUUUUAUCUUGACAUAUGUCCUAUUUGGAAUAUGAUUAUGAUACGCAAUGUUUUGUAAAUCCUAUAAUAAAAUCACAACAGAAAGAAUUGGUGUGUU